Messenger RNA from Knipowitschia caucasica, 534 nucleotides. The record is from the annotation of a GenBank genome assembly. Lineage: Eukaryota; Metazoa; Chordata; Actinopteri; Gobiiformes; Gobiidae.
AUGAUUGUGGACUUCAGGAAGAGCACUGUCCCCCCGCCCCCACCCUCCGUGAUGGACUCCCCCAUCACCUCUGUGGAGUCCUUCCGUUUCCUGGACAUCACCAUCACCCAGGACCUCAAGUGGGAGCCGACCAUCAGCUCCCUCAUCAAGAAGGCCCAGCAGAGGAUGUACUUCCUGCGGCAGCUCAGGAAAGCCAAGCUGCAGUUCUACACGGCCAUCAUCGAGUCCAUCCUCACCUCCUCCAUCACCUCCUCCAUCACCUCCUCCAUCACCUCCUCCAUCACCUCCUCCAUCACCUCCUCAUCACCUCCUCCAUCACCUCCUCCAUCUCCUCCUCCAUCACCUCCUCCAUCACCUCCUCCAUCACCGUGUGGUUCGCUGGAGCCACAGUCAGGGACAAACAGACUACAGUGCAUUGUGCGCUCUGCAGAGGAAGUGAUCGGCCGCAGCCUUCCAUCGCUGCAGGACCUACAGAGCCUCUACCAAUCCACCGAGUCCAAAUAUUCUCCUCUUUCUCCCAUAACAGGUGUUUAA